GUGCGACACUGCGACAAGUCCAGCACUUGAAAGUUCAAACUGUUUAAAAAAAAUCACAAAACCUUUUAAUCCCCAAGUUUUCCCUGCCGCGACCCGUCUAUCAGACCCGACCGGAGACUUUGUCGGAACUCCGUUUUCCGGCCACCUCAGACGAAGCUAUUGCCUCCCUUCCUCCGGUGAUCAUUUUCUCCAAUCGGCAAAGCUUGAUCGGACCUCGUUUUGCUUCAAGGGAUGACUAUACCUCAAACAAGAAAUGUUGGGCUUCCAUUGAUGAGGCUGAUCAGACUAGAAGGAAUACCCAUCCUGCAGCAGCUUCAUUUAGAGGAGCAACUGCUUCGAACCUCGUCUGAUAAUUGGUGCAUUAUAAAUGAUGGUACCAAUAUUCCUAACAUUGUCAUGGGUAUUUCAGGAAAACCUGCAGAGCUUCUUGACAUUGAUCUGGUGUUACGAGAUCAGGUUCCUGUCAUCAAAAGAUUUACUGGAGGUGGCACGGUUACAGUUGAUCAUGGCACGAUAUUUGUCACUUUCAUAUGCAACAGGGAUGCUGUUCCUGGCUUGCAACUGUAUCCGCGACCUAUAAUGUCCUGGAGUAGCCAAUUAUACAGCAGAGUGUUCCAAAGAUUUGGCGAUUUUCACCUUCGUGAAAAUGAUUAUGUAUUUGGUAACCGCAAGUUUGGUGGUAAUGCUCAAUCGAUUACUAAAAACCGGUGGAUCCACCACACAUCCUUUCUAUGGGACUAUGAGGUUAGGAACAUGGCAUACCUGAAGCUUCCAAAACGGGCACCUGAAUAUCGAUCGGCAAGGGACCAUUUGGAAUUUAUAUGCCCCAUGAAGGACUAUAUGCCAAGAUCAGUUUUCAUCGACAAAACUGUCAAGGCAAUUAGUACCGAAUUUUCAGUAUAUUCUGAACAAACAGACCCAUUCAAAAUCAGCUCAAACUUUGAGCCCUCAACUAGACUACUUACAAGGCAGGAGUUGGAAGAAGUAGCCUCUCAACCUGAGAGCCCUGUGUCUCAGUCUUUGUCCAUGUAAUGAAAU
This is a messenger RNA of Fragaria vesca subsp. vesca, 1038 nucleotides long. RefSeq lists its product as uncharacterized. The record is from RefSeq and is a predicted model, not a curated record. The coding region runs from base 232 to 1032 and encodes 266 amino acids. Lineage: Eukaryota; Viridiplantae; Streptophyta; Magnoliopsida; Rosales; Rosaceae. The transcript has 5 exons. Gene Ontology annotation, biological process: protein modification process. Gene Ontology annotation, cellular component: mitochondrion.